Molecule: messenger RNA, 2206 nt
Organism: Drosophila obscura
Lineage: Eukaryota; Metazoa; Arthropoda; Insecta; Diptera; Drosophilidae
Product: stress response protein NST1
Exons: 2
Coding region: 123-1973 (616 amino acids)
Source: RefSeq, a predicted model, not a curated record
UAUUUUUUCUUUAUUGUAGAGUUGUUUUAACAUAAACAAAAAUUAAUUUUCAUGAUUGGAAUGCAAUAUUCCCAAUCCAUUUGGCAGAACGUCCUCGGAAAGCACAAAAUUACAAGCACGAAAUGAGUCAUGGAAUGCAGGGACCGCAUCUGCAUCGCCCUACAAACGACAUCUUUCGCGGCGAUCCAUUCAAAAUUCAAUCGUACAAAUUUCGCUAUGCCGAUCGACCUGUCUACCCAGUACAGCACUAUCAGCGGCCCGAGCCACAGCCGCUGCCCAGCCGACCGCAACAGUUCGAGACAUUCUACCGCAAUCCCAAGUUUUCCAGCGAUCCCGAGCACGCUCCAGCGACGCCGAGCGCCAGUUGGACCCCGCAGAACACCACGCCCUUCGUGGAGAACAGGCGUCGCAAGUUCUUGCGCGACUUCCAGUCCGUUCUCACCGCACCGAGUCGACGAACCUUCUCUGGUGCAGGCCAGCCGGAGGGCGUGCAGCACCAGCGUAGUGUCUCAAUGGUCCCCCAGCCACGACGCCCCAUAGAAGUGACGAACUCCCCACUGCUGCAGACGUGCUGCAAUCGUGACGACUAUCAGACGAUAGUUCGGGGACAGAGCGCCACGUCCCUGUUGCGGAACUGCAGCACUAAUGUGCUGAGGCCUGACGCACCUAGGAGCGCCUCCAUGGCUACAUUUGACAAGAGGGAAAGGGAGUGGAAACAAUCGGUUGUCAACAGAACCAGUUCCAACAUCCAGCUGCUGCCCAAGCGAAGCGCCUGCAGUGGCUGCGAAAUCAACAUCAACAUCGGUUCCCUAGACUCGGAAUCGGAGGCGGACAACAAUUUGAGAAUCAAGAUUGAGACGGACACCUGUCUGCUGAACAACACGGACAGGGCGAAGCAGACGGAGAGACACCAGCGAUCAAGCAGUGCCAGCCGAUCCACGCAGACCUUCGGCAUAGACAAGCGUUUGUCCAAGUUCUGUGUGGCAGACAACAAGGCCCGGAGAAGCUCGGAGCAGGAUGCCCAGCAACGGGAGAGGGAGCUGGAGCUGAAAAUGGAGCGAGAACGCGCCAGGCAGCGGGAGAGGGUGCGCGAAAAUCUGCGCCAGCAGGAGAGGCAAAGGGAUAACGAGCGCCUCCUCGAACUCGAGGUGGAGAGGGAGAAAGACCGCCUCAGAGAGCUGGAAAGAGAGUCCCAGCGACGGAAGGAGUACCACGAGUACCAAGAGUACCAAGUGUACCAAGAAUACCAGGAACAGCUGCGAUGGGAACAGGAACAGGAACAGCAGAAGAGGCAGGAAGUACCGAUGCGUGCCAUGCCCAUAUCCCCCGUGAUGAUGACCUCUCACUUGUACAGGCGCACCUCCAACGAUCGACUGCCCGGCAUGGUACACUUCUGUGACCGCCCGCCUGCCGCGGCCAGUAAGCGGGCCAAGCGCCUGCAGAGCUGCUCCAAGAAUCUAACCUCGCUGAGGGGCCUAAAGAAGACCACAGCUCCUGUGGAGACUGCGCCUCCUCUCGCGCCUCUCGCCCCAACGUUCACUACAACUCCUCCUACUGUCAGACCUCCAAGGAGUCUAGAGCGGACCAGUUCGGGCACGUCGAAUGGCAACGUCUAUGUGACGGUGAGCACAAAUGGUAGCAGCUCCAGCCUGCGUCGGCCAUCGGCCACAGUACUGAGCGAGCAGAAGCAGCUGAAUGGCAGCGCCGGAACCCAUGCCCCCAAUACCCCCAUUCUCACAAGGCUCAAUAAUAUACCCAUUAGGAUAACAACAUCGCGUCCCGGAGACAGGGACCUGGAGUUCUCUAUGAACCAAGUGCGGCUACGAAAUAAUUCACCCAUGCCGGGUGUGGCUCCAAGGCUGAGCACAAGUCGGAUGCGACAGGGGACGACAGACGACUGCUCCUCCGUACACUCCUUGAAUGUGAAUAUCAACGUCUAUGCGGACACCACCUCGCGUAGGAUGCGUAUGUAGAGGUAGAGCUUACACCUAGGUAGGCUCAAUAUCAGGAAAAUUCUGGAACCCUGCCCCUCAGGCAGGUGAAUUCGUAACGGGAAUGUGUUUCAGAAUUGGUCUGAUGUUGAACCCACCCAUUAGUCUCUCCCAGAUGCGGCACUCGUGUUAAGCUGACUUCAAGUUCUCGGACUUUUGUUUUAAAUUGGGUAUAAAAUGCAUAUAAAAUUAAUUAAAAAAAGUGUAAGUUGCUA